AUGGUCUCUUUCACCUUGAUACAAGGGACGCUUCUGGCGGCGCUGCUGACGCAUCUUAUCAACGGUAGAGCACGUGGUACUGUGAAGCAACCAACUGGAUUGGUGUCUGCGUGUGAUCCGAAAGGUGACCUGAAAACGUCCAGCACCGACCCCGUCAGUCUAACCAGUUCAAGCACUUCGACCACCGCCAGUCCCAUCAACGGCCCGGACGGAACCUUCGACAACGCGGCCAGUCCGUGUGUUGCAGGGAUAGCCAAUUGCACAAUCACCAUCGAUGGCACAGGUUUUGGAACCGACGACGUCAUAAUAUUGGCGACGGGCGACGACUGCUCUUCCGGGACGGCCGUGAAGACAGUCUUCGACAACACUUCUGCUGUCGACUAUGCAGACACGCCUUCGGUGUCCUCGGACGACCAACAGACGUACAACUUCAACUCCACACCUCCUCGCCGUGGGGGAGUUUAUCUGCUGUGCUGGUGAGCAACCCAAAAGCGAGCAGGCCACGAGACAGGCGGUCAGUCGGUCAGGCAGGCAGGCAGGCAGCUUUGUCUGGGGGACGUAUCCAUUCACUCGUCUGGGCCGAGGGCAGGUGCCAAGGAAGCUCGUGUGAUCCGGACGGUGACCUGAGCAUGUUCAGCACCGACGCGGGCAAUCUGACCAUCAUCGGCCCGAACGGAACCUUCGACAAUGCGGACAGUCCGUGUGUUGCAGGGAAUGCCAGUUGCACAAUCACCAUCAAUGGCACAGGUGGGCGGAGGGAUGGACUCACUGCGUCCGUGUGUGCGUGGGUGCGCGCGUAGUCAGGGACGGCGGUCUAUCUAUCUAUCUAUCUAUCUAUCUAUAUGCCUGUUGUUUCUUUGCGGCCGACCAGCCGAUACUCACCCACGCGCUCAUACCAUUGACUGAUUGAUUCCCUCAUUGCUCAGGUCUCCAAGACCACAACAGCAUCGUGUUGAACACAGGGGCCGACUGCAGCGACACGACGGCUGUGACGACGACAGUCUUCAACGACUCUUCGGCGGUCGAUCACCAAGUGGCCUCGGAUUCUUCUGGGACCUACCAGGAAUAUACCUUUGCAGCCCCUGCGUCGCACGGUGGCGUCUUCCACCUUUGUUGGUCAGUCCAGCCAGCCAGCCAGCCAAUCUGUCUGUUUGUUCGCUUGCAUGGUCAUCGGCAAUUAUGCCGUUUCGUUCUGUCUGUCUGUCUGUCUGUCGGCCUGGGUUGUUGGCUUGGUCGACGCAAUGCGAUGGAAUGCAGGUGCCAAGGGGGACCGGGGGAUGUGUGUGAUCCUAACAGCGCCCUGGCCGACUUCAACACCUCUGCGGGCCUACUGACUAUCAAUGGGCCUCCUGAAUCCCCUGAUCGUCCCCCCGAAUCCCCGUGUGUUGCCGGCCAGCUGUGCUCGGUCACACUGACGAACGGCACAGGUAGGGGAAUCAAGAAAGGGAGAUAGAUUGAUUGGAGGGGCGUGGGUAGGUAGGAAGGUCGAUAGAGAGCCCACUAAUGCUGGCAGGCAGGCAGACAGGCGAGCGAUCGCUGCGUAUGGUGCACACAAUGCGAUCGAUCGAUCGAUGCGGCAUGCACUCAUCCACUCACUGACUGCCUCACUUGUUCACUCAGGUUUUGGAACCGACGACGUCAUAAUAUUGGCGACGGGCGACGACUGCUCUUCCGGGACGGCCGCGACGACAGUCUUCGACAACACUUCUGCUGUCGACUAUGCAGACACGCCUUCGGUGUCCUCGGACGACCAACAGACGUACAACUUCAACUCCACACCUCCUCUCCGUGGGGGAGUUUAUCUGCUGUGCUGGUGAGCAACCCAAAAGCGAGCAGGCCACGAGACAGGCGGUCAGUCAGGCAGGCAGGCAGGCAGGCAGCUUUGUCUGGGGGACGUAUUCAUUCACUCGUCUGGGCCGAGGGCAGGUGCCAAGGAAGCUCGUGUGAUCCGGACGGUGACCUGAGCAUGUUCAGCACCGACGCGGGCAAUCUGACCAUCAUCGGCCCGGACGGAACCUUCGACAACGCGGACAGUCCGUGUCAUGCAGGGAUGCCCAAUUGCACAAUCACCAUCAAUGGCACAGGUUGGGACGUAUAGCGCUGCAGGGUGGGAGGGGGCCGGAUUCACUGGUGGUGUUGCCGGCGCAGGCCUUGCCGGCGUCUGGGACACACUGGUGCUUUCAAGGUCACGGCGAUGUCCACCGGUCGCUGGCACAGUCAUCAAGGACUUGUUCGCCGAAGAUGGUGAUGGUACGAAGGCCGAUCUGGCCACGGCGGCAGGGGGAGGGACACAAUCCGACUAUGACUUCGGCACGGCCUUUCGGGGGGGAACCUAUCACCUGUGCUGGUAAGACAUCAUGUCUCUUGUACGCCGUCUUCACUCACACCCAGUGACACACUCACUGUCGGCUGGGCAGAUAGAUAGAUCUAUAGAUAGAUACACAGAUGGGCCAUACGACGUGCAUCCGUCACAGAGGCACACACAUACAUGAACACAUGUGUGCACACAUCUGGUGUCUAAGUGUACAUGCGUUUGGCCACAUCUCUACAUUUGCAUGUAUCAAUGGAUGUGUUUGCAGGUGUACGGGGGCUUCUCGCUGUGAUCCCGACACUGCCUUGAGCAACUUCAACACACGUGUGGGCCAACUGGCGAUCGAUGGUGCGCAAGAACGCAAAUUUUUGCCACGCUUGCAAUGCCUAGUCCCUUACAGGCCCUACAAGCAAUUUCCAGGACUUUACGUGCACGCUGGGAGCUGACGACUGUGUUGUAUCUAGCGUGGACAUCCAUGGUCAACGCCCAUCAGACUUCCAUGUUGCUAUUCUGGAUCAAGACUGCUCCGACCCCAAGGCUACAUUCGUCGGUGCCAACACCACCUUUAUGACGAAUCCAGCCGAAGGGCACGGUGCAUCAUCAGGACAGUAUGACUUCCAACUCGGCCUGCAAGUGAAUCCGAGAGCAAGGACACCCGGAGAGCACCACAUCUGUUUCUGCGAUGAGGCGGUUCUCGCCUGUACGAAUGCAGAGCACUUUGCUGUCCAAGUAUGGCAAUUUAUGCUAAGAGGUAUGCAACACGGCAGAACUAUUGACAUUGCAGUUGGGAAACAUUUUGUGUUGUUCUGGCUUGAAGGCCCUGACACGAGACUAGUGGACGCGCGUUGUACAGCCGGCCGAGACUGUUCUGUAAAUUCUGUGCAAGGAAUUGGUAUUCUAUCAAAAACUCGAGAGCUUCAAUUGGACAUGCCUUGGCUUGUACAACGCUUUUCUCUGCUCAUUUUGUUGGCGCCCAGGUCUGGACGAUUCGGAUCGAAUCAUCAUCUCGGCGACGGCAUGCGAGGCACCGGUACCGGUCAGCCCUGCACUGUUCAAUGGUGGUGAUUACGCCCAGGCUGAUGCCAACUCGGACGGCGAAGUAUUCAGUUUGACCAAAGCCUAUCGGGGAAUGGACGUUCUGCUCUGCUGGUACGCGCCUUGGCAGCGACCAGAAAGACAUGUCAGAGUUCAGUCGCAGGGGGGUGCUCGGUUGAUUGUGCAGGUGCGGAGCCUACAGUGGCUUGGCAUGCGAUGCCUCCAAUGCGACGACAAGCAACUAUACCAUAUACGUUGGGAAUCUGGCUGUCAAAGGUAGCAUCAAGAUUCGCUUGUAUCUCUCCCUUCAUCCUCCGUUUGACAGGGCCGGAUGGUCUGUUCGACGACGCUUCAUGCGAUGCUGGAAGAGAUUGUACCAUUGUACUGAAUGGCACAGGCGCCCUUACGACAGGCUUGCCUAGUUGUGUCUCUAGGCGCCCUUUUGGAUUGCUACAUACUGCCGCUGUGCUGUCAUCUGCAUGGACGUUUUCAGAGCUUGCCGAUGGUGUUGAUACCCUGCUCAUCUCUACAGCCGAGUGUAGCCCUGAUAGCCCCGCGACUUCGAAUCACACUGUCACCGAUUUAGUUGAUGACGAUGGCGACGUUGACUUUGCAUCACAAGCGGGAGGGACUUUCACUUUUGCAUCCGUCCGGUAUGGAGGCGUUUUUUCGCUUUGUUGGUGAGCGACAAUUAAAGAACAGACACAAAAGCGUGGCAUGUUGCUUGCUGUGCAUGAUUUUGCGGUUGAAGGUGUACGGAUCCUCAGGAUAUCGAGGCUUGCAAUCCAGAAACCAACUUGACCGGUUUCAAUGUCAAUGCAGGAUUACUCCAGAUCAAUGGUAUGUGAGUUGUGUCGCACUCGACACAUCAUGCCAUCGACUCCCUUGCCAACGCUUUAUCUCAGCUCCAGAUCGCAGUUCCAGUACCAAGGCGCAUCCACGAUGUGUGGUUAGUCUCUCAUGCCAAAUAGACAUUAGCGGGGCAGGUAUGAUGGACGACUAACCUCUCCUUCAACUUGUUCUCGUUCAUAUAAUUCUGUGUUGCGAAUAUUUUUCGUGCCUCCAGGGCUUGAGGAUCGUGAUACGAUUUUGGUGGCACCUGAGGGAAAAAGAUGUGGCGUUGACGUGGUGCCUUUGUACCCUAGGUCAGUGAGGACCUGAGGGGCAGCAGACAACGGACGGACGGGGACAUUGCCAGUCACUAGACUCUCGUGUCUGUAGAAUUUUUGAUGACGAAGAUCCUCGCAUUGACAACGCAAAGGCCGAUGCUGGAUCCAACGGAGAAGUUUUCUCGUUAGGUCAGAUUUGAGGACGAAAAGGUGUCAGCCCCUUCUCACUUCAUCUCCAACAUUUCCAGGUCGAGCUGUUUAUGGAGCCCAGAAUCUGGUUCUCUGCUGGUGAGCUAUGACAGACUGCUGCUUUUCAUUAGCGCAUUCGUAACCUUUUUGUGCAGGUGCAAAGGGUCAUGGGGGUCGUGUCACCAAAUCGGCACGUCCACCAAGAACAAUGAAAACUUCCCCGUCCAUUCCGGGACUGUGACUGUGAAGGGUCCGCGUCUGGCAGCUGACGUCUACACCUGCACGUCGGGCUCCCCUUGCCCAAUCGAGCUUGUGGGUGUGGAGCUUGAACAGGGCGACAAGAUCCAUUUAAUCAAAUUACCCAACGUCUGUGGCAGCCAGCUCGAAGCUGUGGGCGGGACCGAAACAACAGCACAGGCUAACGGAACCACAUACGACAUGAACACGAAGCUUCCCGGUGGAAUUUACAGAAUAUGUUGGUGAGUCCAUUAGCUCACCAGCUUACCAGAGCGACCUCCUAAUGGUACUAUUGACAGGUGUCCAAAAGAAGCGGACUGCACCAGUACGGCCAGCUUCGCGACGCAUGUAGGAGACCUGUAUGUGGCAGGUAAGACAGCCACUGGUUUGUGGGUGCAUCCAUGUCCGCACCCCGUCGUCCCUUUGCCACGAGUUUUAUUCCCUGCAGGUCCGGCCUCGUAUUGUGAUUCGUUGGUGUCGACGUCCUGUGAGCAUGUGCUGUGUGCGGCUGGGACGUUUUGUCCUUCGGCGCCCCUUACGAUUGGCGGCUAUCAGCUGACUGUGGACGACCGCCUGCUGCUGACAAAAGGCAGUGUGCCGUGCACAGGCGGUCUGCUGGAAGACAUCGACGCCAAUCCCUCGCCCAGCCCAUCCAGCAGCACAUCGCAAAGCUUCACAUUCGGCCUCACUCUCUCGGAAGCGGGCCACUACCACGUGUGCUGGUGCGGCAAGGGAUCGGCCGGAGCCUGCGACACGCCGUCAGCCCACCGCGUGCAAAUUGGAACGCUGCACAUUACAGGUCAACAGACAGACAGACAGACAGAGAGGGAGCCAAUCAGGGCAGGUCAGCCACGGACGGCAGCAAAUGAGGCACUGCUGAUAUUGCAUUCCAGGCCCAAGUGUGAGCAACUACAACAAACGGUGCAGCCGCGGGUCCAGCUGCACGUAUGACGGCAUUUCCAUCGACUACGACGCCACUCAGCAGUACCGCAUUGCUGUCAUGGACAAGCCAUGCUCAGACGAUGGUGUCAAGUUCGUCGACGGAUUCGAACACAAUCCCUCAUUGGUGGGCGUCAAGGGCACCGACACAGCUGCCAACGUCGCGCCCGUCGACUUCGAUAUGGGAUUCACACUGGCGCCUCCCAGUGAGAAACACCAUGUGUGUUUCUGUGGUAAAGGCAGCAGUUGUGUGGAACCGGGUGACUUUCCCGUCACUGUUGGAAGCAUGAAGUUAGAAGGUGUGGUGAAGCCAAUGCACUCACAUGACAUCAGCUGGCUGGAUUCUCACUGUGGUAUUCAGGACCUCCAAACGGACAAGUGUUUGGCAUUCAAUUUGAAGCCCUUAUAGAUAUCGAGGUGGGUCCAUUGCACGUCUCGUCCUUGGCUGCUCUUCUUCGAGUUUCGAAUCCGCUGUCCAGCCUUUGGUUCUGGGACCUGCCUUGGCCAAUCCGUCCACAUUCCUUAUCCCCUUUUACGAGGCGUGUGGCGACUCUGCACACCCGUUCGACAAUGCGAUUACAGAGCUACCUUCGAAAGGCGACUGUGUGGCCGUGGACACCACGGCAGUCAACAUCACCGAAUUGGUCGGGCCGUCGAACGUCCACUGGGUGGGAAGCGAUGUUGCCGACACCGAGGGGGAUGGAGGGACAGAGUCCUGGCUCUUCUGCCCUUAUGGAGGCGGCACCCUCAAAAAGAUCGAAACCUACAAAGUACGUGGAGUCCAAGGGGACAUCUGAAUUGAACGACUACCACCGUAUACCAUUCUUGUCGUCUGCAGGUGUGCUUUGUCAACGACAUGGCAUCCCCGUCGGGUGUGGGCAUGACGAUCGGUUAUGUUAACCUUGUCAAGCGGCUGGACAUGUGCGGCGACCGCUGCCUCCAGUUCUAUUACUGUGAAGAGGAUCCCGUGACCGACCUUGGCACAUGCCGCCCCGUCCUUGGAGACGGCAUUAAGACACCGAGUGAAGAAUGCGAUGAUGGUAAAGUCCUGAUGCUAGACAGGGCACUCCACAAGGACACGGUGGUGAUUUCGAUUGCAGGGAACCUCGACGGAGGUGACGGGUGCAACGGUGUUGGCGAACUUGAGAAGGGCUUCGUCUGCAAGGAAGUGCCUGUCACAGACAUCCAGUUCGACGUCGAAAAGGGCCCCCCCCGUCAUCUCAGAGUGCUCCAUUUCAUGCGAAAUCAACGACUCAACAACGACCUUCUGCUCCGCAUCGGAAAGCCCCCCGAUGAGCAUCCUUGUCAGGGUAAUGACACAUGUGCAGACCGAUGUGAGGAGUCAUAUAGAUCAUGAGUUUUGCACUGUAGUGCGUGUCUGGCUGUGACAUCCCCCCAUCACUGCUGAGUCCCGAAUCGUCCCGGCUCUUGCAGCCAGCAUCGGCUGCCGGCAAAAUGAGCUUGGACCAGGCGAGACUCAGCUCUGCUUCCCUCUCGGCAGCACUAUUAUGGUGAGGGGCGGGUUGAAACAAUGAGUGGGUGGGACCUCUGGUGUGUCUCUUCUCUUCCUGUUUGUUCCUCAGGCCAAGGCCGAGUUCAUCGACGGCUACCUGGGCAUUCGGAUCGAGUUCGACCAUCCUGUUGCAGUACAGCGGGUCCCCGGGUCGCUCUGGGGAGAUUGCAGGGCUGUGCUAGCAACUGACACCCUGCCCCUUCUGGGAGACCAACCAAUAUGGUACAUACAUCGUAAGGCCUUGCAUGCGUUAGGCUCAAAAGGCAGGCCGAUCUCUGUGAACACAUGUGUAUAGUUUCUAGGCGUCAACUCGGUUGUUUGAGAUCCAGCUUGGCUCCAGACCAGUCAUCAGACUGUUUCAUCCGAUCAGCGUCAAGGUACAUACAGGGAAUGGCUGCGUCUUUGUCUGUCUGCGCUACUGCUCACUUGCGUGUGUGUUGCUGCCUUCAUGCACUGAAUGGCUCUGAGCAGGGCGGUGUCCUUCAGCGGCAAGACGCAGUGAAGGCUCUUCCCGCCUGGUCGUACCCUGCUGCAAGACAUUCCAUCAGGGUCACAGGGUCGGCCGACAAGGCGCCCUUGCUGCCAUCCGUCAUCCUCAAGGUAUGCCAUACCUCCUUCCACCAGCAUGUUCUAGGGUGCAUACUGAUGUAGGGGCCAACAACUGUCAGGUACAUACACAUGGUUCGUCUGUGUCCACACACAAACAUACCCCCACACACAACCACACAUCCUAGCUCCAUCCAUGGCGUGUUUCAUGCCUAGCUCCUGUGUCCCCCUCUACAUAAUCGCGGAAGAAAGCACAGGCCACGCUGGACGAGCCUACAAGAGCGUCAGAUGGUACGUACGUAUGGAUGGCUUCAUCGUUUCGUGACCCUGCUGAUAUGUUUGGUGCCUGCAGGAGCUGUGCGGAUCCGCUAUCGUUGAGCUGUACGACAUCCCUAUCAUCCUUACUCUCAUCGGUCUCUUCGCUCAGCCUCACGGUGCCUGCUGAGACCCUUCACGCGCGCAUUGGGGAAAUUGCUCAAGCCAACGGACUGGAUCGGGUGGACCUCGGAGUCACACUCACACUCGAGAAUUGGAUGGGAGAGAGUGCAAGUGGUGAGGAAUGGUCUAUCUAGAGGGAAAGUCUGCAUCCAUGCAUGCAUCGGUUCGUUCGGCACCCCCUCAUUCAGGCACCAUAUCUACGACUGUCCUCAUUGGCCGGCGUGUUCCUAUACUUCUCCCCGUCACCGACCAGCUACUCAGCAUAGACCCAUCGACCACUUUGAUGCUGGAGGUGGCCGUCGCCUCACCGCCGGCAGAUGGCCCCUGUGAUUCAAGUGGCGACGACAGGAUGGUCGAGUGGCGGAGCCAGCCCCAGGUGACCAUUCCCGCCACCACCAACCCCAGAGUCAUAACCAUGCCUGCGUCUUCGCUUGAACCGGGGGGCUUCUACCAAUUUACUGCCGAUGCCUUCUUCUCAUCCACGCCCAGUGAGAGGUACGCACGCCAGGUAGACCCAUAGCCACCUGAUCAGGUGGCUAUUCAAGCGCCGGAUUUUUACAAUGCGGUUGUCCCUCAGAGUAUCUACAAGAUUCGACGUCAACGUGAAUGUGGAAUCCCCUCCAGUCGUGAGAGUCAGCGCGCCUGCAGCAGCUUCUGUCGGGUGCACAGUGGUCCUGGAUGGGAGCAAGUCCUAUGGCACCACACCAGACGAGCUCACCUACAUCUGGUCGUGUGUCGUUGAGGGCGACAGGCAGGGCCGGGCAUGCUUCGCCGAAUGGGCGGCGAACCAAGGGCAGUUCUCGGCUAUCGAGCUGGUCCGCACGCUGGCCACCGGCACUUUAGUCAUCACCCUCACCGUGAGCACGUCUGUGGGCAUGUCGGCCAGUGAGAGCAUCAAGAUGUUGGUGUCUGAGGGCGGCGCCCCACCGCCUAUCUCCCUCACACCGCUGCCGCCCCAGGUGUCGUCUCAGCUGCCCAUCGACCUCUCGGCCUCCCUCGCACCCACCACUGCCUGCCCUGCCGCCGACGAGUAUGUGGGCGCGGGUGAUCAGGUCAAGUGGGUCAUCGCUGACAGCCUUAUGACAAACCCGACGGCUCUGAACGCAACGAUGACGGCUACCACGACAGCUGGAGGCGUGCAAAUGCAGUUGAUACUCGGCACCAUUCUCCCUGACACACUUUCCCCAGGCGGUGAGUACGUCGUCCGCCUUGUCGUGUCCUCCAUGCCUCUCAGUGACCAGCGGGCCAUCUCUGCCGUCACCUCCACCGACGCCGAAGCUGACCUGUUCAUCUUCGAUGGGGGUGUGCUGACAGUCAAUCGCCCGCCCUUCGGUGGCAUUGUCGAUGUUAGUCCUACGGAGGGCGCUGCGCUUCUCGAUCAAUUCACCCUCACCAGUGGUGGCUGGCAGGACGAUGACCUGCCGCUGCAGUACUCAUUCUACGUCGUCGACGCGCAGGUGCGGCAGGAGGCAAAGAGAGAGAAGACGAUUUUAUGUCAUAGGAGACUGCCGAUAUCUAUUCGAUGCAGGCUGCUGACGACAUCAAGACCCAUCAAGACCUGCACAUUGUGAACGCAACUCUGAGGCCGUUCGCCCGGUCGAACCGCUUCGUUACAACGUUGCCUGAGGGCUCGUAUGUCGUCAUUGCGACGUGAGUGAUUUGGCUGACGGACUGUACGUCUUUUUCGGGAGUUGCAUUGCUUCUUCCUCGUGUCGUCUUUGGUUCCGUAGGGUCAAGGACACGUACGGAGGUCAGGCCAUCGCGAAGAGCACGACUGUCACCGUAUCGCAGCCAGUGUUUGAACUGGGUAGGUGAGCGGACGCUUGCAGUUGCGAGCUUCUCAUGCCGGCCUGCAUUGCAUACCUGUGUGUGCAGAUCGGCUGGAAGAGCUGCGUGGCAUCCUGGAGGGCGCUGACUCGACGUCAGACCCCGCCGCGACCCUCGCGGGUAUCGCACAAAUCGCACAGAUUCUCUCAUCGGACACGGGAACCAUUGAGGACGAGACAGAGAGGAGGCUGACGUGGAAAGAGCUCAUCAGAGUCUUCUCCAUGGUACGGGGCAGGGGCUGGUGGGCUGCGACCAGCGAGAAUGUGUGCGAUGCGCAUGUAUUCAUGCAGAUGGUGGAUGUUUGGAGCACAACUCUCGACGAGGCCGCCGUCAAAAUGGAGAUGUCGACUGCUCUGUACCUUAUCGACGGCGCAAGCACGGCCAACGAGCUCGACAUUGAGGUGGCAGCCGAGGGAGCACGAGCCGUCAGGAAUGCCGUCCGGAUCUCCAGCACCAUUGGCGGCGUGACCCUCGAUGCCGCCACUGUAGGCGGGGAUGUACUCACGGCAAAGCGCACCUUUCUACCUGUGCUUGCUGGCAUGCCCAUCAGGACCUUUUGCGGAGCGCAGCGAUCCUCAUGGCACAGAUGGACGACACUCUCUUGAGUGGGCCGAAGGAGAUCGCCAACACGACCGUCGACGCCGUGGCGGACGUCAUCAAUGAUGUCCGGGCGGCCAUGACUGAUCUUGGAAAUAUGCUGGGCGACGAUCUGCAGCUGGGCGCAGAGACCACUGUCGCCACGCCAGACAUACGCCUCACAGUCGCCAAGAGGGACGCAAAGGUAGGGAGGCAAGACAGAACGACUCACCAUAGGGCGAGAGGGGAUAAUUUGUCCGAUGUCUGUUGCUGUCGAGUGCAGUCCCUGUCAUCAGAGGGCUACUCAUCCGACAGGACGUCCCUGCCGUCUGUUGAUCUGGGGGCGCUCACCAUCCCGGAUGACGAGGUCAGUUUACUCUGCAGAUUGAACCAAGCCAAACUGCGAAAAUUCCCCUCUCUUUUCUUCCUUUUUUUUCAUUUUCCUUGACUGAUGGACUGCUUGAGCAGAUCCUGCGCAUACACCUCGUGCAUUUCGCCACCAACCCACACAGAUACGAACCAGACACACUUGAGAAAAACGUCAGUCAAGCCGUUAUCGCCUUCUCCAUCUUGUGAGUGGUCUCCCCCAUCUGCCCCUUUUCUGCCUGUCGAUCCGUGUGAAAGCGCAUUAGGUGGACUGGACAAUGCUGUGUGUGCAAUUCUGUGCAGGCGAGAGGACGCCACGCCUCUGAAGCUCAUCAACAUGUCUCAGCCCUUUGAGUUCUCGGCCCAUGCGCCGCUGGCCCCUGGUGAGUCCCGGGAGAGGAACGACCCAACCGUAUGCCUCUACUGGGAUGAGGGUGCUGAGCUGUGGACGUCCGAUGGAUGUGUCGCCAACGCAACCCAUUCCAAUCGGUCUCAUAUCGUCUGUAUGUGCAGCCAUCUCACCGGUGAGUCUGCAGGAUAUGGAGAAUCGGGAUAGAUCAUGCAGCGGCGGAUACGCACAUGUGAUUCUUCCUUAGACUUCUCGGUCGCACGCGAGGACGUCCCGCGCAUUGACCUGCUGGAGACAGAUGAGUACGGCGCAUCCAACGUUGGUGAGGCCGUACCGCACGUCCAUGUAUGUGUGUGUGGGGGUGACUGACAGCUUGACGGCAUUGAUGUUCAGGUCUGUGGCUGAUAAUCCUUCUUCUGCUCAUCAUGGUAUUCAUUCUCAUCAUCGCCUACAUGAACGACAGGUAUGUCUGCAUCACUGUCUCUCUGACUGACAGCCCGGCCAAUGUCUUGUGUGUGUUGAUGGCACUACGACAUGAGCGACAAAGCGUUGAAGGCCGUGUGGAUGCGCGACAGCACUCUGAGCAAGAAGAUCGACCAGUUGGAUCGGGACGAACACACAUUCGCCUCCAGAUGGAACGACUUCAUCCUCAAUCUCUUCGGCUACCGGCUUGGGCUGUCCGUCAGGCACCUGCAGGAGUGGAGGUGCGUAAGCUCGAAAGAAAGUAUGUAUCACUCUGGGCGGCUUGAUGCACCUCAGCCCACAACCAACCCACGAGUGUGUAUGGUGUGCGGCGGCAGGUGGUGCAAGUCGUACGCCGACUUCAAGAUGACAAUGUCUCCUUACCACGGCAAGGAGGCCAGGGAGGCCCGAGCGUCGCGUCGGCCCACGGCCUACACAUACACGCAGCAGCCACGGAUAUCCACCGACAGCCUCGCUGACGUCCUCACAGACCCGGCAGCACAGGUGGAACGACAGGCCGGGCCAGACUGAUGGAUGCAUCACACUGUGGUGUACACGGCUGACUUUCCUUUUUUGCUUGAUACAGAUACCUCUCUCAGGGCGCCGCCCCAGCGACCGGCGGCAGACGGCUGUCGGUGUGUGGAAGUCCUCCCUGCGGCAGGUGGGUACGCAGUGAGCUUCAAGCUGUCAUGCCGUGUAAUGCCACUCUGUUUGCUUUGCUUCAGGUAGCCCAGUCGCGGCACGAAGAGCAAUUCCAUGGUACAUACAUGUACCAUGGGCAUCCAUGUCGCACAGCAAUAUUAUAUAUUCCCUCUUCUUACCUCCUACAGGCAUCGUGCGCAUCCAGGCUCUCGCGCGUCUCUUCCUGGGCCGCAAAAGAUAUCAAGAAUACAAGCAAUCCAAACAGGUUGUAGGAGAAAUGCGGCCCGGAUGGUGCAAGGUUGAUGAGAACAACCUCGGUAUGAAGACAGCUUUAUGACAACGAUCUCGUUUCGUUGCAAUACCGAUGUGGUUGUGUCACAUACGCAUGUGUCAGUGGUUUGGGGGGGCGCCUACCGCGGUCUGGCCGUGGUGAGUGCCGAGUCGGGCGAGAAGACCGUCCUCUUUCUGCCCUGCAGGGUGUUUGUCGGCCCUGAGAAUCUCAGCAUCCGCCCCUGGGUCCUCACGCGAACAACAACCCCAUUUCUGCAGGGCGAGCCGCACCCGCUGGCUUCCAUCAGCGACAUUCACAUCGCUGAGGCCGCGGCGGUGGCCCACGAUGGUGAUUUGCCCAUAUCGGUGCGGUCGGUAUCGAAUGCGGACGAGGAGGGAGAGGAGGGUGCGGGCCAGGAGGCGCAGACCGACGAGCCGAGGGACAUCGAGAGGCGAGCGCCCUCGCGCCCCCGGAUGUCUGUCAUGGUAAGCCGGUCAAGAAGUGCACGUGUCGGACAUUAGCUGAGUGCGUCUCUCCUUGUGUUGUGUCGUGUUGAAUGCAUAAGGUCCUGGAUGUCAAGGACCGUCGUCACCUCGGGCAGCAGGAGGUGACCGUAUCGCAAGAGAUGGAGGAGGAGCUCCUCGAUGCGGGCGUACUGGUCGAGGACGUCACAGAGAGGGCUCCUCAUGAGCUCUCUCUCAAAGUCGUCCGCAGAUCGGCACUCGCCCAAGGCGCCGACAGGCUUGAAGACCUCCGGCUCAGAUUUGAAGACCCACAAGUGAGCGCAUUGCAACAGUGGCGUACGUAGCCAUACCAGGACCGGUAGAUGGAUCCAGACCAUUGCCUUGGUGUGCUUCGUGAUUGUACCUGUGUGAUCAAUCAGGUGCCCGAGAUGAUACAAUCGUUUGUGGAGGAUCGCAAGGCGUCUCUGGCCGCACAAGCCCAGCCUGGCGCCGCCAAGAGCAAGAAAAGCGUAGCGGUCCUUCCUCUGCCCACCGAUGUCAAGGCCAUCCCCCGGGCGAGCGUCAUGAUCAGCACCGACCAGCAGGACGAGGCCCUCAUCCAGAAACAACUCGAGCGGAUCAUCUUUGUCGAGUGGUCUAUGUGGCGGCUCUUCACUUCCCUAAUCCGCAGAGAAUCGCCCAUCGCAAAGGUAGUACGUGCUUCAUUUUGGUGCUGCAACGGUGUCUCCCUGUGUCGGCCAGAUGCUGUGUCCCUCGUCGGAGCUCUCUGCAAUGCAGAAGAGUCUCACCGCCUUCUCUUACCUCUUCAGCAUCCUCGCAAUCGCCUCCAUAUUCUUUCUGCUCGCAGAAGAUGUAAGCAAUGCCUCAACCCAGCCACACACAAAAGAGCACGUGAGAGGUGUGUGUAGGCGUCGUCUGGCCGUAUCUUCUACUUCAACAUCGACGAGGACCCCUUCAGGUUCACCGUUAUUGGGCUGCUGAUCUGGAUCGCCUCAAUCGUGAUCGCACUCCCCGUCCGAUUCGCACUUAUACACGUCUUCAGAAAAAGGGUAAGUCGUUGCUUUCAUGCCCACAAAUCGAUCGCGAUCGCUGCGGCAAUGGGCGGCUUGUGCAGGUGCCCACCCCGGCAGGCUAUCCGGAAUACAAGGAGUAUUCUGCCAAGGUAUCCACCCAAGAGACCGACCGACCGACAGCACACCAUUUGAAUGUGUGUCAGCCUGGUUCGGACGUGGUAGCUUUGCAGCGGUGGCGCCGCGCGCCAAUGACAGAGGCGGAAAAGGACUCGACAGUCACGUCAUGGCGAUUCGUCGAACUAAUCGGGUGAGCAGGCACACACACGUGUGUCUCUCUCUGUCCCUGGUGUUUCGAUUCUGUGCGUAUGUGUCCAUGUAUGUGUGUGUGUGUGUAGGCGGCUGUUCGCGUGUGUGCGCAUCAUCGUCUGCGUGGGCAUUGUCAUGAGCUUCACGAUAGUGUCGGCUCCUUCGAUCGAUGAAAUUAGGCAGUGGUUCCUGGGAAGUGUGCUUUAUCUGGCGCUAUACAUGAUCGUUUGGCCCGCAGUACAGGUCAUCACGCUCUUCAUCAUCCUGCGAAGCGCCCUCGGUACGUAUAGGUUGCAUCCACCUCCUCUAAGUUGCGCACCUACCUACCUGUGCGUCUGUGUGUUCAUGUGUGUGUCAGCGUCUGGUGUGUUUGAUGGGCUGCUGUCUGCGGUGCCUCGUCUGUAUGAUUUCUCGGCCCUGCGGCACAGGACGGCCGAUGAUGUCGAGCAAGACAUGAUAGUCUUCGAACGGUGAGCGAGAGGCCUGUCUACCCGCCCGCCCCACGCCGCCGCAUACACACACAGAAAACUCCUGAAUGGAUGUGUGUGUGUCUGCCCACACAGGCGCGACACGGCCAUGACGGCCCCGGACGUCAAAGAAGAGGAGGAGAAGCCCGGGAAGCCCCGGCAGACGCCACGUGUGAGCCGGAUUGUGUCGGUGUUCCUCAAAGAGGGCCCAAAGCUGUCAGUCUUCCACCCCCCCGACCAGCGGAGGUCCAUCCUGCAACAGGAGGCCGUCCAGCGACGCUCCGCUCCCUCUUCGCACCGCAAGAGGACCAACAGGAGCCUCCGCCCAGCCCCGCAAGUCGCGAUUCUCGCUGUUCUGCCCCAUCGCUGCGCCCCAGGUGCAGCACGUGCCCCUCGAUGA
Vitrella brassicaformis is the source of this 15460-nucleotide messenger RNA. Lineage: Eukaryota; Vitrellaceae. The record is from the annotation of a GenBank genome assembly.